Messenger RNA from Penaeus indicus, 1315 nucleotides. RefSeq lists its product as uncharacterized. The transcript is spliced from 2 exons. Lineage: Eukaryota; Metazoa; Arthropoda; Malacostraca; Decapoda; Penaeidae. The record is from RefSeq and is a predicted model, not a curated record. The coding region runs from base 248 to 1195 and encodes 315 amino acids.
ACGGCGGGAGGAGGAUGCGCUGUGUUUCGUCUGCCGGUUUAAAAAAAAUGCCCUUAACAGUGCUGACAGAAUAUUGAUCUUCAGUUGAAAAGGGAGAGUUGUUAUAAUCCGGGAAAAGUGGUUAUGAAAUCGAUUGCAAAACGGUUGCUUUAAUGCACAUUGAAAGUGAUAUGCGAAGUCUUAUUCUGAGAGGUUCGAGUCUCCAUGAAGAAGAGUCACGAGGUGCAAAGAGCCGUAAUACCUUAAAAUGCAACAGCGCAGCCGCGUCUCGCCGGACGAGGAAGGCUUCCCGGCGUCCCCUCUGGGCCCCUCGUUCCCCUCACUCCCCUCGAGGGACGGCGAGAGCGGGGAGAUCCUUGGGGACAAAGUGGUGGCCCUGAGAAGGGCUCCUGAAUCUCCCCGGCGCCUACGCCUCCGGCCGGGCGUGCCCCGGGACAGGAGCCAGCCCGGCCACUACUCUCUGCUGAAGCAGCACCAGCAGUUCAGCGGCUUCAGGAUUCGGGACGCCCUGGCUCAGCAGGGAGGACUCAGGCUGAGGAAGGGCAGCAUGACCUACAGCAGGGGAGCCGCGCCUCUGCUGCAGCCUCAGUACCAGAUUCGCGUUGAGAUGGAGGGCGGCGUGGCCGUCCGCCAGACGGCCUUCCCGAAGGGGCCUCGGCAGUGGCACGAAGAGUGGGGCCAAGUGCGCUUUCGGCCGCCCUUCCGCGUCCCUCGGGAGAGCCUGCCGGAGUCUCAAAUCUGUCUACCGAUCAGAAAACCCGAUGAAAUAUGUGUUAACAUCUGGGAGGAGUUUUUGCUGGGAACGAGUGUCUUGAGAAAGAACGGAAAGCACAUCGUGGACGAGCAGACUUGGUUGAAAGACAUCCGCCGACACCUGGAACGGAUCCUACCCAAGAUUUUAGUAGACAUGUUGUUGUACACGACCUUUUUCGUGCUUUUUUUCAUGUCGUGCUUGACGUACAACAUGUUCUGGCAGCUCGGGUGUUACAUAUUACUACGAGGCCACUUGUCCAUUCACGAGCGUGCGUAUGAGAAUGGCAUCGACCUUGAAUUCACGGGGAGUGUGUUCCAAGGUCCUGCCUAUGCUUGCGUCAGAACCUGGUGUCAACAUUGCAUACACAAAGAAAAUGCCAAAGUGAUUAGCCGGUUAAUGAAGAAAAUGAAAUCGGAUAUACUGACUUUUAAAAAACUAUAGAAAUAGUAAACAGGUGAAAUAACUGGAUAUAUCUUAAACGUUAUUAAUGAAUAUGUUAAGUAUCAUUGUUUCUGAAUACAUACAUUCAGACAGUCUAGUCAAUAAAUAAUCAUAUAUUCA